GUUUUUUUUAAUUUUCGCUCUUCUUUCACAACAAAACCUCAAUUCUUUCAAUUUAGCUAUUAAAUAAUCUCGACCAUUUUUAUCCUUCUUCUUUUUUUUCAAAGCCCAAAUUUCACUACACUAUUCCUAUUGAGUUAUUAUUACCGAAAAUGAUGGCCGUGCCAAAGGACAAGGCCGCUAAGGAGAAGAACGGCAUUGACGCGCGUCCGAAAUUAACAUUCGAGGAGCAAAAACUGCUGGACUCGGUCAAAUAUGCCGACGAAAUCCACUACUCUGAACGGUACUCGGACGACGACCACGAGUACCGCCAUGUGUCGAUCCCCGAGGGGUUGAGGAAGUACCUGCCGCAUCCGCCACGCUUGAUGAAUGAUAACGAAUGGCGCAGCCUAGGCGUACACCAGUCGUAUGGCUGGUUGCAUUAUAUGAUCCAUGAGCCUGAGCCACACAUGCUUUUGUUCAGGAGAGAUAAGAAUUAAAAUGGACGCAAUUCCUGAGUUACUUUGGCUUUUGUCGUGAUGAUCUUUUUUCUCUCUGGUUAAUUCUCUUUUACUUCUCUUUCACAUCUCUCUUCGGUCCGUUUCAAAGCUCCUUUUCUUUUGUAAUAAUUUUUUUAUGAACA
Kickxella alabastrina is the source of this 619-nucleotide messenger RNA. Its product is annotated as regulatory subunit of cyclin-dependent kinase. Gene Ontology annotation, cellular component: cyclin-dependent protein kinase holoenzyme complex; SCF ubiquitin ligase complex. NCBI's taxonomy places the organism in Eukaryota, Fungi, Kickxellomycota, Kickxellomycetes, Kickxellales, Kickxellaceae. Bases 150 to 476 code for a protein of 108 amino acids. The transcript has a single exon. Gene Ontology annotation, biological process: regulation of mitotic cell cycle. Gene Ontology annotation, molecular function: protein kinase binding; histone binding; ubiquitin binding. The record is from RefSeq and is a predicted model, not a curated record.